AUGACCGGUGUCCUCAGAAAGGGAAGAACAGGGAGAAUUGCGACCCGCGGACACCGGGGAGAAGGUGCCGGAAGAGCGUUGGCUGCCCACGCGGGCAGCGCCCCCUUCGGGGCCUCCGGGAGGAACCCUCGCUCGGCCCCUGGGUUCCCGACGUGUGCCCCUCAGAGCUGUGGCGACACCUGUCCAGUGCUUGACGCCUCGCCGCCUGCGGCAGUGUGUUGUGGAAGCCCUGGCAAACUCCGGGGGGUGAACACCGGGCCGCUCUGCUGGGGGAAGUGCCCCUCUGCGGCUGGGCGUGCGCUCGGACGGGCUGGCCCGUCCCGGGCGGCAGGCAUCGCGGAGCGCGGGUGCCCCUCCGCCUGCGGGGCCUGCGGGGCCUGCGGGGCCUGCGCUCCGGCGGCGGUCCUGGCUCCGCUGUCGCCGCGCCUCGGUGCUUGCCCGUCGCGCUUGCCGAGUGGCGCCGACCCUGUUUCUUCCCGGUCCCCUGAGGAGGCAGCACGCAGUGUCGGUCUGUGCUGUCGCUCUGCCUCACUUCCGGUGUCCUCGCUUCCGCCGCGGGCCUGCACCUCGCACGUGGUCACACGGGACGCGCAUCUGCUUUGUCAGAGGCUGAGCUAA
Messenger RNA from Pteronotus mesoamericanus, 618 nucleotides. RefSeq names its product keratin-associated protein 5-3-like. The transcript has a single exon. The record is from RefSeq and is a predicted model, not a curated record. NCBI's taxonomy places the organism in Eukaryota, Metazoa, Chordata, Mammalia, Chiroptera, Mormoopidae. The coding region runs from base 1 to 618 and encodes 205 amino acids.